ACGUUCAGAUCAGUUCAGAAAUAGAAAAUAGUGUUGUUAAAAUGUUGAUAUUUCUCUUUAAAUAAGUAUAAAGUAAAGUUUUAAAAUAAAGUAAUUUCAAUGUAAAUAAGUAAAAGAUAGGUAAAUUUUGUUAAUAAUAUAUCUAAAUAGUCGAAAAGAUCUUUCUAGUCGAAGUGGAAAACAAUAUUACUCUCGCAUGUUUACGUUCGAAAUGAUUUACUCUGAAAUAAAGUUAGGUUAGGAGUAACAUUUUCCGCACAUUUUGACAUAAUUGCUGUAAUAGAAAAAUCACAAAAAUGAUUUUAAGUACUUGUCGUUCAAUAACGAGAGGAUAUGAGACGACAAUGAGAAAUAACCUUAUGAGGAAUUUUUCAAAAAUACCAAAUGAGAAUGACUUGCGAAGGAAAAACAUGAGGACCACCGCAUAUUAUAUGGCAUCAAUUGGAAUUACUUUUAUUGGUUUAUCCUAUGCUGCAGUUCCUUUGUAUAGAAUUUUCUGUCAGGCCUACAGUUAUGGUGGAACAGUUGGAGUCGUGGGUCAUGAUACAACAAAAAUAGAGACAUUGAAGCCACUCAAAGAUAGACUAUUAACGAUUCGUUUUAAUGCCGAUACUGCGGCAACAAUGCGUUGGAAUUUCAAACCCCAACAAAGUAGCCUAAAAGUAAUACCAGGAGAGACAGUUUUAGCAUUUUACACAGCCACAAAUCCAACUGAUCAACCAGUUACAGGCGUUUCCACAUACAAUGUCAUCCCAUUCGAGGCUGGUCAAUAUUUCAAUAAAAUUCAAUGUUUCUGCUUUGAAGAACAACAGUUAAAUCCACACGAGCAAGUUGAUAUGCCAGUAUUUUUCUACGUGGAUCCAGAAUUCGCUGACGAUCCCAGAAUGGAGCAUGUUCAUGAUAUAGUUCUAUCGUACACAUUCUUCGAAGCAAAAGAAGGUCUUAAACUUCCAAUUCCAAGUUAUGUAAAGAAGCAUCUUGAUAAUAAUUUAACUGGAGGUAAAUUGUUAGAAUCGUGAAAUUGUAAAUAUAUUUAAUAAUAAUUGUUAUUCGUAUUUAAGUUUAAAUAGAACUAUAAAAAAAUUUAA
Messenger RNA from Leptopilina heterotoma, 1088 nucleotides. It is a transcript of the gene Cox11, whose product is annotated as cytochrome c oxidase assembly protein COX11, mitochondrial. The record is from RefSeq and is a predicted model, not a curated record. NCBI's taxonomy places the organism in Eukaryota, Metazoa, Arthropoda, Insecta, Hymenoptera, Figitidae. Gene Ontology annotation, cellular component: mitochondrial inner membrane. Gene Ontology annotation, molecular function: copper ion binding. The transcript has 3 exons. The coding region runs from base 297 to 1019 and encodes 240 amino acids.